AUGAAGAAGAAAUACGAGGGUAAUGCUAGGGUGAAGCGCUCGAUUCUUCAAGCACUGAGGAGAGAUUUUGAAACUCUGGAGAUGAAGGUAGGUGAGAGCAUAACUGAUUAUUUUGCUCGAGUUAUGUCAAUUGCUAACAAAAUGAGGGUGUACGGAGAGCAAAUGAGAGAUGUUACUAUUGUGGAAAAGAUUCUUAGAUCCUUGACCGACAAAUUUAACUAUAUAGUUUGCUCGAUCGAGGAAUCUAAGGAUGUUGAUGCACUCACCAUUGAUGAACUACAAAGUUCACUCAUUGUGCAUGAGCAAAAAUUCCAUAGGAGCAAUGGAGAGGAACAAGCUCUAAAGGUGACUGUUGAUGAAAGAAAUGGAGGACAAGGGCGUGGACAAGGAUGUGGCAGAAGCAAUUAUAGAGGGAGAGGUAGAGGAAGAGGGCGUCAAUUGAGUGCUAUAAGUGCCACAAACUCGGCCAUUUUCAGUACGAAUGUCCAACCUGGGACAAAGAGGCAAACUACGCAACAUUAG
This is a messenger RNA of Tripterygium wilfordii, 522 nucleotides long. RefSeq lists its product as uncharacterized. The coding region runs from base 1 to 522 and encodes 173 amino acids. The record is from RefSeq and is a predicted model, not a curated record. NCBI's taxonomy places the organism in Eukaryota, Viridiplantae, Streptophyta, Magnoliopsida, Celastrales, Celastraceae. The transcript has a single exon.